Scleropages formosus (Asian bonytongue) is the source of this 3533-nucleotide messenger RNA. It is a transcript of the gene wnt5a, whose product is annotated as wingless-type MMTV integration site family, member 5a. The coding region runs from base 1004 to 2128 and encodes 374 amino acids. The transcript is spliced from 5 exons. Gene Ontology annotation, cellular component: extracellular region. Lineage: Eukaryota; Metazoa; Chordata; Actinopteri; Osteoglossiformes; Osteoglossidae. The record is from RefSeq and is a predicted model, not a curated record. Gene Ontology annotation, molecular function: cytokine activity; frizzled binding. Gene Ontology annotation, biological process: neuron differentiation; multicellular organism development; cell fate commitment.
UCUGAGGGAGAGGGCGAGAAGGCAGGUGAUGAGGAGAGAGCGAAAAGCGGGGACUCGUUCUGUUUCAUUUUACACGUUUUGGGGGUGAAAACACACUUUCUAUAUUCAUUUAGUAACCCGAACGAGACCUCAGUUACGGUAUUUUAUACAGUCCUGUAACUGUACAGUUGCUGUUUUGAGGUGUUUUUGAGAGGACCGAUCUUCUUCACCCGCACCCGGUCUCCCGAACUUCUCUCUUGGAAAACUGUUGGAUUCUGAGGAAAACUUAACUUAAAUCCAGUACUUCGGAUUCCAGGUUUAGACGUGUGUUUUACGUGUGUUGAACACGGUGGGAACUGUGAAGGCUGGUGUCGCUCAGGAGAAUGGAGGAUGAGAUAACGGCCCCACUCGUGGAAAGGAGCUCGCGGCGUGGGGUUCUCAGCAGGUAGACACAGUCCAAGGACUUGGACCGGGACGGGACCGGGACUGGGGCUCGAGCUGCACGGCCCCCUGGAUUGCUCUCCAUUCUUACACUCCGAACACCGUCACCUGAGUCUCCUCUAACAGUUCCUUCUCUGUCGGCACCAACUCUGCGGCGGACCUUGCAGGGAUUUUUUUUUUUUUUUUUUUUUUUUGGAGGGGGGGCCUAAGGAGGAAAAAGGUAACUGAUCGUCUUACGUUUUAUUUCUGAAACAAAUGCAGCAGGCAGCUGUUUGAUUUGAAUAAAGUUUGCUGUUGUGGACACCUCUGAUUUCACUAACGCCCACGGUUUUUGUUGGCAACAUUGAUUUAACGGUUCAGAUUUCGGACUUUGCCUGGAAAUUUGAGGGCACCUAAACUGGGAAGAAGGCUGAUUUCCACGCCGCGCGCCUUGGAUUUGCAACAUUUUGGACAACAGAAAGCUACAGGAGGUGCGAACUGUGUGCGCCAGUCCGGGUCCCUGCUUUGGCAAAGGCUUUGCUAGUUCGACGUUGAUCCUCCUUAAAAUCGGGGAUUGCAAGACCUGUCAGAGACGUCUUUCAGAAUGCUGCCACCACACAGGCUGGGCUUUUCAACAUUCACCAUCAUUAUGGAUUCUAGACAUUUUGUGUUCACUGUUGCCUUCCUGGCAUUCUUCAUGCAAGCUGUUGUGGAGGCUAGUUCUUGGUGGUCCCUGGCCAUGAAUCCUCUUCUGAUUCCAGAGGCUUACAUCAUAGGCGCGCAGCCGCUGUGCAGCCAGCUGGCCGGCCUCUCACAGGGGCAGAAGAAGCUCUGCCAGCUAUACCAGGACCACAUGCAAUACAUUGGAGAAGGGGCCAAGACGGGCAUCAAGGAGUGCCAGUACCAGUUCCGGAAUCGGCGCUGGAACUGCAGCACUGUGGACAAUUCGUCAGUCUUCGGCCGGGUCAUGCAGAUAGGAAGCCGUGAGACAGCCUUCACGUAUGCCAUCAGUGCAGCGGGUGUGGUCAACGCAGUCAGCCGCGCUUGCCGGGAGGGGGAGCUGUCGUCGUGUGGUUGCAGCAGGGCGGCCCGGCCUAAAGAUUUGCCCCGGGACUGGCUGUGGGGUGGCUGUGGAGACAACCUCAACUAUGGCUACAGGUUCUCAAAAGAGUUUGUGGAUGCCCGUGAGCGUGAGAAGACCUAUCAGAAGGGAUCCCACGAGAGUGCUCGUCUCUUGAUGAACUUGCACAACAAUGAAGCAGGGAGAAGGGCUGUAUCGGACUUGGCCCAUGUCUCUUGCAAAUGCCACGGAGUCUCAGGCUCCUGCAGCCUGAAGACCUGCUGGCUGCAAUUGGCUGACUUCCGCAAAGUGGGCGAUGCACUCAAAGAAAAGUAUGACAGCGCCACCAUCAUGAAGCUCAACCCCCGAGGCAAGCUGGUCCAGGUCAACAACAAGUUCAACGCACCCACAAGCAAUGACCUCAUCUAUAUUGACCAGAGCCCGGAUUACUGCGUGAGCAAUGAGAGCACGGGCUCGCUAGGGACCACAGGCCGCCUCUGCAACAAGACCUCGGAGGGCAUGGACGGCUGUGAGCUCAUGUGCUGUGGCCGCGGCUAUGACCAGUACAAGGCUCAGGUGGUUGAGAGGUGCCACUGCAAGUUCCACUGGUGCUGCUACGUCAAAUGCAAGAGGUGCACGAAAAUAGUGGACCAGUUUGUCUGCAAAUAAGUUUUAAGAGGAAAGAAACUAUAUAAAUUAUAUUUAUAGAGUUAAACAAUUAUAACAUUGCAGAAGACUGACAUUUUUCUAGUAGUUGAUACCAAAAUCUAUUGUCUGCAGAAACUCAUUGAAAUAUUUAUUUACAGAGAUUCCCCCUGUCCCUCUUUUUUGGAAAGACCGUGGCUUCCCCAUAAUGUUGGUGUCCGUGUGUAUAAAUCAAGUGGUAAAAACGUAUAACAGCCUUGUGCGUAGGCCUUAGAGUUCCACUAAACAAAUGAAAGUCCAUGUUGGGCUCACUUCUAAUUUCUCAAUUUGUCACAGGUACAGAUGGGGGAGGGGCAGGAUGGAAUUGCCUUUAAGGACCAGGUUUGCCGACAUUGGUAAAGAAAGCAGAAAUGACAAGGUGCACCUAGGUGAGGUAUAUGAACCACUGUUGGCAGAGUAGCAUUGCAUCUCAGUAAGGUGGAACUACAUUUAAGGUCAUGUUGAAGGUUGUGUGAACUCCUGACUGGUGCUCUGUGUGGAGUUAGAGGAAAAAAUCUUUAUGGAGGCUCCAGUGUAUGAUGGAUGGUGCUAAACUUAAUGACUUGCCAUCACCUCUCGACCUACUUCUUUAGGUUUGAGAGCCACACAGGCAUUUGCACUUUUAGAGAUGGCUGCAAGUUCAAAUACUUAACAAAACAAAAAUUUCCCCUUUUUUCCUAGAUUUUCCAUAUCAACACAGCUAAGCAUUUAAGAUCAUAUUUUUGGAUGAAUAUUCUUUGCUCUGUAUGUACAACAAUGAUUAAAUCAUAUUUUCAGCUUUUUUGUAAAUUUUAGGGACCUCCCCCCAAGCUCUUAAUGUAGUUGUUUAAAAUAAGCAGUAUUUUAAUGAAAGGCAUUUUGCAGGUGUUGCUGAAUUCUUGUUUCACUUAAAUUACAAUGGUGUCACAUCGACACAUUCUUUAAUCAGUAUGAGAAACCUGGAGAAAUGCAUUGUACUUGAUGUUGGAUUUCUGCUCCGGCUGUUGGUUUUUAAAGGGAAUGCACUUUACUCCUCUCAUGCUGCCUACAUACUCCUUCACUUUGAACACUGCUGCUGGAUGGAUUCUUUACAAGAGCCAAAGAGAUGCACAUGUUGGGGUUAUUGAUAUUUUGCAUGAUUCCAGGAUGGUCCAUGAUCCCAAACUUAUAUACUGUAAUUCUUCUACACAUUAUUGAUCAAUCCAUAUAUUUAUUAGCUGGUUUGGUUAUUGAAGCUUGCAGAAAUACUUCUCUUCUGAGUGAAGCUUUUUUUAAAUUAAAAUUUAAACAAACCCUGCAUAUCAGUGUUUUGUGCUGUGCUUUGGAAGUAAUUGACUUAAGUUCAGAGUUAAGUUCAACAUGACUUAUUUAGGCAUUUAACUCUUCCCCUGUUGGGCUAUUAAACUUUUUU